This is a messenger RNA of Rhagoletis zephyria (snowberry fruit fly), 603 nucleotides long. RefSeq lists its product as uncharacterized. Lineage: Eukaryota; Metazoa; Arthropoda; Insecta; Diptera; Tephritidae. The record is from RefSeq and is a predicted model, not a curated record.
AUGAAGUCGCCCAGCAGAGGAGGCGGACAGCCGCCCACCUCAAUCACUCCUACGACGCCUCCUUCAGCUGCGACUGCGAACUCAGCGCCGACCAUCAUCAACAACAAACAAGCAAAGACGGUCGCCGAGGCACCACCACCACCACCACCAGCAGCAGCACCUGAGGUGGCGAAGCCAGCAGUGGAGGGCAUUCUCAGCUCAGGCAGACGAAAGCGAGGCGCCAGCGGCAGCAGUAACAGUGGCGCCCCAGACGCCGGCGCUUCUGCCUCCAACUCCCACAACCUCGCCGCAAAGAACUCCCGAAAGAGCGUCUCCUUUGAGAUGGACCGCCAGAAGAAGGAGCAGCAGCAGCAGCAGAAGAUUCAGUCGCCACCGGCAGCCGCCGCCGAAGAUAUUGACGAGCCGAUGGGCCUGGCGGAGCUGCCGGGCAGCAUCAGCGGACCCUUGCUCGGUCUCCCCUCCACGUCCUCGGGUGUGACCUCGGCUGGAGGACGAGGCUACUUCAAGAACCCUCGCGAGUCGACCUUCCGCAUCAUACUGCCCAGCCAGUACUACCGCAUCGCACCCAAGCCCACGCCCUCCGCCGCCGACUUGGGCGAGCCG